This is a messenger RNA of Prunus armeniaca (apricot), 603 nucleotides long. Lineage: Eukaryota; Viridiplantae; Streptophyta; Magnoliopsida; Rosales; Rosaceae. The record is from the annotation of a GenBank genome assembly.
AUGGGAGGAGGAAUAUACGGGGCAGUGAUGGAGGAGAUAACGUUGUACACGGGACUUUCACCGGCGGCCUUCUUCACAAUCGCAGGGAUGAUGGUUGUGGUUUACAGAAUUGUCAGCGCAAUGUUUGUAGGGCCCGAAGACUACAACAAGCCUCCCGUGGCGGCGAGCAUCGGCACCGAUUCCAAUUUGGUUAACAAGUACUUGAAUCUCAACCAAACCACCACCACAACUCCGACGCAAAUGGGAGACAUGACGGAGCAACAAUUGAGAGGCUUUGAUGGUUCUGAUCCCAAUAAGCCUCUGCUCAUGGCCAUCAGAGCUCAGAUCUACGACGUCUCUUCCUCCAGGAAUUUUUAUGGUCCUGGGGGACCGUACGCAAUGUUUGCUGGAAGAGAUGCUAGCAGAGCUUUAGCUCUUCUGUCCUUCAAGCCCCAAGACAUAAAUGGCAACAUUGAAGGUCUUGGUCCUGAUGAACUUGAGAUUCUACAGGACUGGGAAGAUAAAUUCAUUGAAAAAUAUCCCAAUGUUGGGAAGCUUGUAGCAGAGCCAACAAAGACUGAGCAAACUGAAGCUCAACAGCAAGGAAUUGGGCAAGAACAAUAG